CCAAUGAGACAGAGACAAUGUACAGCGAGGAAGUCAGUUUCAUGUGAAAGGAUAUUUAGUUCAAGAACUACUCAGAGAUAAUUGUGUCCUUAGUUACAAUAAAACCUUACUGCAUCUGCAUGACCCCGCGAGACUACCGUCUCUAUUGUUAUCGCGAGGUUUGAUCAGCUGUUAGGUCUGUUUUUAGAGUCUAGUGCUUGGAUGGUCAACACGUGGGGAGGAUAAAGAGAGACAGUGUAGGGGGUACACGCUGGGAUUGAGUCGGGCCCGGAAUACGUACAUUUAUAUCACGAUACUUUAAUUCACCGUGGCGGCGCGGAGGACGCUUGUAUACUGUGUAGUUGCUAGGGUCCUGAGGAGAUGCCACUGAGGUUCCGGUCUAUUGUCCCGUACACGCUGCCUGGAGUGCUGGCGCUGAUAGGCUGGUGGUGGUACAUCUCACGCAAGAAAGAGCGAAUCACCAACCACGACAGCGAAGAGGGGGCAGCGGCCAUGGGCCUGCUGACGUCCCCGGCUCUCAGUGAGGGCAGCAACGGCCUGGUAGAGAAAGGGACAGUGUCCCCCUGCAGUACAGCCACUACCCCCACAACCAGCAGCAGCUGCAGAGAGAGAACAGCCAGCAGCAGAGUCAGACCAUCCAAGCAACGGUCAACGGAACAGGAGGUAGUAGCUCAGAUUCACAUCCCGGCCAUUAAGGCCCAGGCAGUAGAGGUACAGAGUACAUCCUGUUCACCUACAGAGAGGGCCUCCCACCACCCAGACAGAGCCAGCGCAGUCACAGACCCUGGUGUAGAUAGCUGCCGACAGACACCCAGGAGCAGUUCUCCCGCAGCCUCGCCUUUACCAACACAGACCAGGGAGGAGAGCUCGGGCCCCCCGGGAGAACACUGGGCCACUGUGCAGAGCCUGCCAGCCACCAUUGCCUUGGUUACAGUACCGGUGAAAUCAACGGUUACCGAGCAGGUCCCUGCUCCAGUGAAGGAGACCAUCUCCACAGCAUCAGAGGCACUUGUGCUCUCCCAGACGGCCCACACCACGACUAGUUCCUCCAUAGCAGCAGACCUGACGAAUGCAGAGAGGCCCGAUCCAGAGGGAGAGGUGGCAGCAGCCCAUGAGGCAGCAGUGGCCUUCACCCAGAACCUGCUGGUGGAGCUGGUGGCUAUAGAUGCCCUCCUAGUCCCCUCCAGCAGUACCAAAGAUGAGCUGCCCUCCUCGCCUGUCAUCUCAGCUGAGAUGCCGGCCCGGGCCCUGAAAGUAGUCACACAUGAACCCCUCUUCCCAGAGACCCCCACAUCAUCGCAGGGCUCCUACCAUGCCGUCAUGACCAGUACUCUGGCCUCCCCAGCCCAAGGCCCCCAGCAAGAGUACGGUGCACCUGGCAGCACUGAGGAGCUGGAGUACCUGGCAGCAGGUCUGAUCACUGAGGUCAUCUCUGCAGCCACCCAGGAGGUCCUCAGUGUUACCUCCUGUCCAGAGACCUGGCUCGGCCAAUCCGCCACUGAGCACAGCUUCAGAAGCACCCCACUGGCCAAUGGGAGGCCAUGCUCUGAGCAAGAGCCACUCACAAGGAACAUGGAGGAAGGGCCCUCCCCAAUAAGCCACGCUGAGACGGAGUGGAGAGAGCAGCAGAAAGAAGGGAUGACCAAUGGUUGCCCGCCCGCCCCGGCAUGGGAGCCAAUGGGGACAGCGAACGCACUGAUUAAUCCCUGGGCACCAGCAUCCUCACAGGAGGGGAGGCAAGAAGUGAGGGGCGUGCCUAGCAACCUGGACAAUCUGAAGGGAGAUGAAGGGGUGAUGGUGGCAGAGGACUCGGCCUGUAGUACGUGCCACUCUGAGGAUGGGGUCAGCAGUGAGGACCAGCAGAGCAGGGAGAGCCGGGAGGAUCUGAUCCAGGUGUCAGGGAUGUCUGAGAGGGAGGGUGGUCUGCCCCAAGCCCCAGAAGAGGUAGUGACCGAGGCAGAGGUGAUGGCAGCCCUACCAGGCCAUGUGCUGGGGGCUGUUGGCCAAGUGAAGAGGCUCAACGGCAUGGGCCUGAGGAACGGUUCUCAUGGGAUGAGUGAGACUGAGACCGAUCAGUCUGGAGGCUCGGAUGUGAACAGCAUGGACUCGGUAGACAGUGGCUGCACCAUGGGAGCUAGGGACAGUGGCAGCCCUGCCAUGGCUCUGGGCUCUGAACUCAUCGUUUGGGAGAUUGAGGUGCCAAAGCAUCUGGUGGGUCGGUUAAUUGGGAAACAGGGGCGAUACGUGAGCUUCCUGAAGCAAAGCUCUGGUGCGAAGAUCUACAUCUCCACCCUGCCUUACACUCAAGAGUUCCAGAUCUGCCACAUAGAGGGUUCCCAGCAGCAGGUGGACAAAGCCUUGUCCCUGAUUGGGAAGAAGUUUAAGGAUUUGGACCUGACCAACCUCUAUGCCCCCCCAUCUCUGCCGCUCACGCUGCCGUCGCUGCCCUCACUGCCCAUGACCUCCUGGCUCCUGCUCCCCAGUGGUGUGACCGUAGAGGUGAUUGUAGUGAACAUUGUGUCGGCGGGUCACCUCUUCGUCCAGCAGCACACACACCCUACGUACCACGCCCUGCGCAGCCUGGACCAGCAGAUGUUCCUGUGUUACUCCCAGCCAGAGACACCCACCCUGCCCUCACCUGCUGAGGUGGGGGUGAUCUGUGCGGCGCCGGCGGUAGAGGGAGCCUGGUGGAGGGCCCAGGUCAUCUCCUUCUACAAAGACACCAACGAGGUUGAGAUCCGAUAUGUGGACUAUGGCGGCUAUGACAGAGUGAAAAUUGACACACUACGACAAAUUAGGUCGGACUUCGUAACAUUACCAUUCCAAGGUGCAGAAGUAUUACUGGACAACAUCGCCCCCCUUCCAGGAGAGAAUAGCUUUUCAAACGAGGCCACCUCAGCACUGGAGGAGAUGACAAGAGGGGUAGCACUGCUUGCACAGGUCACAAACUACGACAACAACACUGGUCUCCCAUUGGUCCAGAUAUGGAAUAUGGUUGGAGAAGAGCUGCUAUCAGUGAACCGCACACUGGCAGAACGAGCAUUGGGUACCUGGGUUGACAGCUUUUGAACCUUGCUUCCUGACCCCCGACCCCUUCUCAGCUCCACCACACCCCUCCUAGACCCCUUCUUCUCACCUAAUCUCUGGAGUCUGGCCCUACCAGCCCUCCAGAUACACCCCGUAACACUUCGAUGGAGGAACACAACCACUGGAUUUGGGAAUACUUUCUUUGUUUUGUUUUUGUUUGUUGGGUUUUUACACCACGUUUCAAAAAUAAAUUAAAAAUGGUUGAAUGCAGAAAAGACAACGAAGUAUUGCGUCAGAAUAAGCCAACUCCUCUCCUCCCCCACACACCAAAAGAACUUGAAGGAAAAUAAACUACUUGUACAUUUUAAAAAGAAAUCUAUAUUGUAACUAAAUAAAGGUCGAUCUGAUUUUU
Salmo salar (Atlantic salmon) is the source of this 3439-nucleotide messenger RNA. RefSeq lists its product as uncharacterized. Gene Ontology annotation, molecular function: protein kinase A regulatory subunit binding; RNA binding. Lineage: Eukaryota; Metazoa; Chordata; Actinopteri; Salmoniformes; Salmonidae. Gene Ontology annotation, cellular component: membrane; mitochondrion. The record is from RefSeq and is a predicted model, not a curated record.